Messenger RNA from Suillus subalutaceus, 1334 nucleotides. RefSeq lists its product as uncharacterized. Lineage: Eukaryota; Fungi; Basidiomycota; Agaricomycetes; Boletales; Suillaceae. The transcript is spliced from 6 exons. Bases 108 to 1175 code for a protein of 355 amino acids. The record is from RefSeq and is a predicted model, not a curated record.
CAUAAAUACGGCAUCCUCGAUAUUAUCGAAGUCCCUUGAGAAUUCUAUCUCCAUCUCAAUCGACCAUUUCCGUUCUCGCUGCCAGUGUGCCUGUUUGUAGCUCUGCAAUGUCGAGCAACCAGGCGCGGAUUAAUGCUCUGCUAAGGAAGUCGCUUAUUGGGGAACUUCUUGACACCCAAUUUUACCUCUUCUCCGUUCGAUCGAAGCGUCAGGGCAACGUUACCAACCUUCAGGCAUUGUUUGCCAAUGACGAAGCCCUCACAGUGGGUUCAGAGUAUUUUAGUAGCUUACUUUCCGAAACAACGCCCAAUGAUUCUACCGUGGUCGAAUUUCAAGACUAUCACGCUUGUGAGGCAGCGAUAUCUCUCGAUGAAUAUGGCUACGCGUCCGAUAGUGACCUUGAUGAAGAGGAGGAGGAGACCGACGAAACUGUACAAGACAAUGAAAAGUGUGCGGAAGUCUCUGCGGAGCGAGCAUCUCGAACGGCAUCGAUCAAGGACUCUGCUACCAAAGGGGCGCAACGUAUCAUUCCAAGCCGCAGAGUCUUAGUAACAGAUACUGCGUUCAAAACCUGGCAGGCUUUAUUAGACUAUCUGUACACUGACGAGAUCGUUUUUGCACCUUUGCGAUCACAAGCCAGCAAGUCAGUAAGAUGUCGCAGCCUCGGUGAGGCCCCACCAUGCUCACCGAAGUCUAUGUAUCGCCUGGCAUGCAAGAUAAAACACGAUAAAUUACAGGCCAAAGCGCUUGCUGCGAUACGCUCCAGUCUAACUGAGCACAAUGUCCUACAGGAACUCUCUUCGUCUCUGACAUCCAAGUUUCCCGCCAUUCUUGAGAUGGAAGUCGAGAUUUUGUUCCAGAACAUCGUUACUCCCACUAUCAUGAAAGACUUUCCGACACUUAUUCAGAAGAUCGCUAGCGCUAACCUCCCGCACGGGGCUGACAUCCUGACCAAACUCCACGAGAAAAUGUUAAGGCACCACUACCACUACCCUAGAAUUUCGUCGCCUGCGUCUGCACCUGCGCCUGCACCUGCGUCUGCACCUGCGCCUGCACCUGCGCCUGCACCUGCACCUACGCCUGCACCUGCACCUGAAAAGUGCUCUCCACCAAGUGGUCCAUUCAAAUUCAACUGGGAAGAACCACCAAAACCGGUAACGGUGUCGUGGAAAUAAAUACACUGUAGCCACAUUAAUUAUGUAGGUUCCUGCAGCAUAACAAGGAACUUGUUUUCGUCUGAUGGGCCGGAGUCACUGGCACUAAUCUGGAGAGCCAGCUAGAUUGGCACGUGUCAUGAGCAGAUAAGAUAGAUAGUUUACGAGUCUGACUUAGUU